Molecule: messenger RNA, 1677 nt
Organism: Colletotrichum chrysophilum
Lineage: Eukaryota; Fungi; Ascomycota; Sordariomycetes; Glomerellales; Glomerellaceae
Exons: 2
Coding region: 1-1677 (558 amino acids)
Biological process (GO): inosine biosynthetic process; adenosine catabolic process
Molecular function (GO): adenosine deaminase activity
Source: RefSeq, a predicted model, not a curated record
AUGUCUCUUAGCAACGAAGAUUGGGAGGAGAUCCGUCAGGAGAUUCCAUCGACCUCGGAACCCUUCCUGGCACAAUACAUCAACGGCCGCGAGGCUCUUAUCGCCCAGGAGCAGAAGUCUCGCUCAGAUGCCUCCUUCCGCGCCAACUCCUCGCCGAUUGUGAAGCGCGCGGCUGCCAUCGUUGCUCGCAUCCGCGAGGAGGAGAAGAAGACGACAUGGAACGCUCAGGCUGAGGAAGACCUCGCAACCAGCCAGGGUCUGGCUCCUUUCCCGGGCAUGAUGUUCACUCUGGCGAAGCAGCGUCUCGAGACCACAAGACUUUGGCGUAUCGUGCAAAAGAUGCCCAAAGGAUCGCUCCUUCACGCUCAUCUAGACGCCAUGGUUGACUUUGAUUUCCUAUUUGAGGUCUUGUUGAAUGAGCCAGGAAUGCACUUUGCAGCGAAUGAGCCUCUAUCGAACGAAAAGGCGUUGGCGACUUCGGGCGUUCACUUCAGAUUCAGAAACAAGGAGACCAGCUCAAGAGCAGUCUGGGACAAGGACUACGUCCCUGGCGAGUUCAGACUGUUGACCACGGCGGCGGAUGAAUUUCCGGAUGGUGGAAGGCCAGGGUUCUUGAAAUGGCUGAAGGGACGCUGCACUAUCUCCUUGACGGAUAGCGUGGAACAGCAUCAUGGCAUUGACGCGAUCUGGCGCAAGUUUGCCGAUUGUUUCACGGUGACCAACACCAUCAUUCACUACGAGCCCAUUCUGAGAGCGUUCCUGAGAAGACUGAUGUCAUCACUGCUGGCUGACGGCGUUUUCUGGGUUGAAGUCAGCCAAGAGGAGCCCGAGAAGGACUACAACCACAUGUUCCAGGUCAUUGACGAAGAAGUUAAACGCUUCAAGUCAGAGAACGCCGCCUUCUGGGGUCUGCGCACCAUCUGGACAACCCUUCGUAUCCUUCCUACCCGCGAAAUUGUCGAGAGCAUGGACAACUGCAUCACCACCAAGAUGGCUUGGCCUCACCUUAUCGCAGGCUACGAUCUCGUUGGGCAGGAGGAUCUGGGACGACCCCUCCGCGAUCUGCUCCCCGAACUCUUUUGGUUCCGCAAGCAGUGCGCCCAGGAAGGCGUCAACCUUCCCUUCUUCUUCCACGCCGGUGAGACGCUCGGCGACGGCGACGCGACGGAUCAGAACCUCUUCGAUGCCGUGCUACUCGGCACGCGCCGUAUUGGUCACGGCUUCUCGCUGUACAAGCACCCGCUGCUCAUUGACAUGGUCAAGGAUAAGCGCAUCCUCGUAGAAAGUUGCCCGAUCAGCAACGAGGUCCUUCGCCUCUGCGGCUCCAUCAUGUCGCACCCGCUCCCGGCGCUCUUGGCCCGUGGCGUGUCCUGCGCGCUGUGCAACGACGACCCGGCCAUGCUGGGUCAAGACACGGAGGGUAUGUCCCACGAUUACUGGCAGGCGCUGCAAGGAUGGGAGAAUGUUGGCCUUGAGGGCCUCGGCUCGCUGGCGGAAAACAGCGUGCGGUGGUCCGCGUUCGAGGAUGAGACGCCGGCGGAAUGGACCGCUGGUGUCAAGGAGGCAAGCCUUGGUUCUGGUGUCAAGGCUGAGCGGCUUAAGCAGUGGUCGACCGAGUGGGAGAAGUUCUGUCUCUGGAUCGUCGAGGAGUUCGGUGAAGAGUCCGACAAGGCGUAA